Pleuronectes platessa (European plaice) is the source of this 468-nucleotide messenger RNA. RefSeq names its product pyroglutamylated RFamide peptide (gene qrfp). The record is from RefSeq and is a predicted model, not a curated record. NCBI's taxonomy places the organism in Eukaryota, Metazoa, Chordata, Actinopteri, Pleuronectiformes, Pleuronectidae. The annotation marks the transcript as partial. The transcript has a single exon.
AUGAGACCAUCUUUCCAUCUCGGGGCCUCUCAGCUCACCCUCCUCUUCCUCACCCUGCUCUGCCCCGUCCCAUGGACGGCGUGGUCGUGCCCCCUCUCCUUCGCAGACACAAUGGACGGAUCUGAUCUGGAGUCUGUGCUGCAGCACCAGGCGGCUCUGGACCAGCUCGUCGCCCCUCAGCUCGUCCACCAAGCGCUGCUGGAGCCCGGGCAGGAGGCCGAGGAGGCCGGAUCCUGGGAGGAGGAGGCGCUGCUGAGAGCCCAGAGAGGAGACCUGAUGGCCCGGCCGCUGCCCCCCUUCCCUGAAGGUCACUCUCUGGAGAACUACCACUACCAGGACGGAGGAGAAGGGGAGGAAGGGGGGAAGAGGAACGAAGCUCUGACCUCCAUCAUCGGGGGGCUCCAGGCUGUCAACCGGGAGAAGGGGGGCUUCGGUUUCCGCUUCGGGAGGAAAAGAUGGACUGACCGG